Molecule: messenger RNA, 3102 nt
Organism: Phytomonas sp. Hart1
Lineage: Eukaryota; Euglenozoa; Kinetoplastea; Trypanosomatida; Trypanosomatidae
Source: the annotation of a GenBank genome assembly
AUGUCUCAAUACAUUCAAUUACUAGGAACAGAUACACCCAAUGGCUUUGGUGGAUGUUGUUAUUACGGACCUUUGGACCAUCCUGGCUUGCAAGCUAGCCCCUCAUCAGAUUGCCCGCCUUCCCACAGCUUUCCAGCCCCAGCUACUUGUCAAAACCUUCUUCGACUUCCCCUGGAAGCUGCGAUAGUUCGUUUAGGGGGAAGUGCCGAACCGAGUUCCAAGGGCCAGAACUCCUUGACAGACGAAAAGAUGAAUUUUACCAACCACAAUGACUUGAAUAAAAAGUCAAAGAUGAGCAUUACCGGUACGGAAGGAUAUUUGUUUUUCAAUUGUCCCGAGGGGACGCAGCGUUUUAGCUCGGAGGCAAAUAUUAAACUAAACAAAAUUAAGGGUUUCUUCUUCACUCGAUGGGGUGGCAGGCGACAAACACCAGCGACAACGGCGCCCACUUUGUUUCAUCGCUCAAGGGAUAACAAGGAUGCUGAGGUUGAUGUCAGCCAAUGCGGACACAAGGGCAGCGAGAAGGCAGCGAACACUAACUGUGAGCCCCAUCAUAGUGCGUGGGAUUCUCUAACCACCGCCGCCGCCUCGGCAGGUACGGCUGUGAUGGGUUUGCCAGGGCUACUUUUCACAAUCAACGAUUCUGGUGUGCAGCAUGUCAAUGUAUUCGGCCCAAGCAGUGUCCAACUCGCUCUUCAGGCGUGGCUCGCCAAACUGGGCGACGAUCAGGCAUCUGGUGCACGCGGGAAGGCAACCCUUAUGCCCCAUAUGGCUGGUCUCGAGAAAUUCCUAGUGGCUCUUCGUGUUAGCUACUUUUCGUACCGCCCUAUGGUAUUUCGCCUGCUGACCCCUACAUUUCUACCUCCUUUGUCAACUCUCAACAAGGUGAUACAACUGAUCUCAUGUGGAUCUGAAAAGGACAAUCUUAUCAAGCCUCUGGCGGAAUGUUUUUCCUCAUCUACACCUAUACAAAAGGAAGUGAAAACCACAGCAGUGGCAAGGGAUGAGAUUUUUCUUUUGCCACCGUUUUCUUCGGCUUUAAUCCCAUCUCCAGUUCAUAUGGAGCUAGGAAGAAAAGAAGUAGGUUUCAAUGCAGAAGUACCAUUUAUUGUGGCUGUACUGCCUCUAAGCUCCCAGAGCGUUCUGAUCGCAUUUCGUGUAUCUGGUGGCAUCGCACGAAAUCAUACCAGUGACGCGUACGCUCAUAAAAAUAGCGAGGCGUGUCGGGAAGGGACCUCAGCGGUAGAUAUUGGGGAUGACGAAAAUGCAUUUUCUGAAUUUCUACCGGAUUUGUCAGAACUGGUGCUAGGCUACGCUAUUGUAAAUGCGCCUCAGCCUGCGUUCGAUGCAGGUCAGGCUCUCGCUCUUGGCGUGCGGCCCGGUCCCAAAUACGCACAACUUAAACAGGGCAUCGCCGUGUACGCAGAUAUCUCUGUGGGUGUAGAAAGUGGGAAAACUUCACGACGUGCAAGACGUGAUAGGAAUGGCACGGCUUCCCCGGAGGGUGUCCCUAUGGGAAAGAACAAUCGCAGAGUUCAUACGGCGUGUAGUUCUGAUGACAUUAAUGAAAAUACAAUAGGCCCAAAUGUGGAAACGGUUUCUGCUCCUCCUACGCAGGGUAAGAAUACAGAGCCAGAGUUCCCACGGCAGCAUCAACCUCGACUGGUAGAACCACAUGAGGUGACGUUUCCCACUUUCGCUAGCCAACAUCUUUACGUAUCGUUGGUGCUGGACGGGAAUAGCGCCGCAGAUGUCCGUACUGCCCUAGAGAAGCUUCUGGGAACUUGUGAUUGGGAAAAGAAGCAGGAAUUAGAGAAUUGGAGAGGUGCAUAUAACCAAACAAAAGACCUUUCUAGUUAUGAUAAUACGAAGGAACGCGAGGUUGGCGGGGGAGGCUGCAGUGAGUUAAUCCGAAUCCUACGCGAGUCCUUUCCCUGCAUGGCGUACACCUCGUCUCCUUCAAAUCCCGAUACUUGCGAUGAGCAGAAACGCAAGUUACGUACGGUUGUUAUCCGUCACGUUGUGCAUACUCAGCCGCUUUCCUAUUUCAUAGUCUUUAAUGCGCAACGGGAUAAUUCUAGGAUUCAUAAGGGAAGUCCAACGAUCUCUUUAGAAUCGAAUUCAAACUCAUCACUUCUGCACGAGAGUGUCUACCGCAAGUAUCUUAGUACCAUUUUUGCAACGGUGCACCAAUCAGUACAGCAUUCUUCCUUCCCAAUGAUGUCUUUCACUAUGGCAGACCUCGUUGAGGAAGACAUUUCGGCAACGAUCGACCCCAACGUUGGGGUGCUGCGCCAGGAAUUGCAAUCCACCAAGGCCUUGAUGCCGAAUGAAGCCCCCGAAGACAACGCAGGGCGUCCGUCGCGCCCCGACCUUUUCACCAAGCAUCUCUUCACCGCCUUCAUCCAGACCCACUUCACGGCGUUUCCCACCGCGCUGGUGCACCAGUACCACCUGCACGCGAUCGCCCCCGGGAGCUUUCCCGUUCCCCCGUUCUCCCUGCCUUCGCGGGCCGAGGCGGCGGAGCCGCCGCCGGGGCUCCCGAGGACCUCCGAAGGGGCCCUUCAGCCCAUAAAGGCCCGCCCCCCCUCGGCGGCUCGGUCGUUCUGGCCCUACUCCUUCAAGUUCUGCAGCGUCCCCCCGCCUCAGGCCCGCCCGGCCCCCCGGCCGGGGCAAUUCCCAGACGCGACGAGGCCGACUGCGGGGCGGGGCCCCCGAAAGACCACGCGCGGGGUGAGCCCCGACCAGGCGAUCCCGGCCCGAUCCUCGUCCUUGGCGAUUUACCCCGAUGGAGGGGGGGGGACUCAGUGUAUUCGCUACCCGGACGCCAGGUCCGCGGAGGGGUUGCUUUCCGCGGAAUUUCAGGCGAUUCUUCGCGAGCAGAGGGCCCCGCGGGAGGGGACGCCAGUUGAAGCUGCGCUUUCCAUCCCGCACGAGGCCCAUGGCGGGGGGGGGCAUUGGGCUUUCUCGGUACGGGCUCCGCUGUGCCCAGCAAGUACCGCAACGUCAGUGGGGCGUACCUGGAGCUGGACCUCCCAGCGUAUUGUUUUGGCCCUCAUCGGCCUUUGGCAGCAGACCCUGUUAUCGAAUCUGGCCUCAUGA